Molecule: messenger RNA, 5555 nt
Organism: Limanda limanda (common dab)
Lineage: Eukaryota; Metazoa; Chordata; Actinopteri; Pleuronectiformes; Pleuronectidae
Gene: ap4e1
Product: adaptor related protein complex 4 subunit epsilon 1
Exons: 21
Coding region: 145-3549 (1134 amino acids)
Biological process (GO): intracellular protein transport; receptor-mediated endocytosis
Cellular component (GO): membrane coat; AP-4 adaptor complex
Molecular function (GO): cargo adaptor activity
Source: RefSeq, a predicted model, not a curated record
CGGACAGGCGGCGUAGCGCUCCUCUCUCCUGGUCUGUUUGAAGGCGUCACAGCCAACAGUGAGUGUCUCUAUAUGGGAGCGAGUACCCGGGAGAAAGAGGUGAUUUGAUGGUUGUGUUUUAGGACCAACGAACCCGCUGCCAAGAUGAGCGACGUCGUGGAGAAGACCCUGACAGCUCUGCCCAGCCUCCUGUCUAUGGACUCUCAGCCUGGAUCUGCUAAACUCUCCUCCUCCUCCAAACUGGGAAACCUCAUCAGAGGAAUCACCGAGCUGACGUCCAAACAUGAGGAGGAGAAACUUAUCCAGCGUGAACUAGUGUCUAUCAAAGAACAGGUGUCCUCCCCCAACACCACCAUGAGGCAGAUGAAGGAGCUGAUGGUGAGAGCGAUCUACUGUGAAAGUCUGGGUUAUGAAGCUUCUUUCAGCUACAUUCAUGCCAUCAAACUGGCUCAGCAAGGGACUGCUCUGGAGAAAAGAGUCGGUUACCUUGCUGUGUCCUUGUUUCUGAAUGAAAAUCAUGAGCUGCUGCUUCUUCUUGUGAACACUGUAUUAAAGGACCUCCAGAGCACCAACCUUAUUGAAGUGUGCAUGGCUCUAACUGUCGUCAGCCAAAUGUUUCCCAAAGAUAUGAUACCUGCAAUCCUUUCUCUGGUGGAGGAGAAACUCAAUCACCCAAAAGAAAUCAUUCGACGAAAAGCGGUGCUGGCACUUUACAAAUUCUACCUGAUAGCACCGAAUCAAGUUCAACACAUCCACAACAAGUUUCGCAAAGCUCUGUGUGACAAAGAUCCCGGUGUGAUGACAGCUUCAUUGCACAUCUACUUACAGAUGAUCCAGGAGAAUCCAGACGGUUACAAGGACUUGACAGCGAGUUUUGUCACCAUAUUAAAGCAGGUGGUGGGAGGAAAGCUGCCUAUAGAUUUUAACUAUCACAGUGUUCCUGCUCCGUGGCUUCAAAUCCAGCUUCUCAGAAUAUUGUCCUUACUUGGAAAAAAUGACCAGAACGCCAGUGAGAUCAUGUAUGAAAUCCUCGAUGAGUCUUUACAAAGAGCAGAGAUGAACCACAACAUUACCUAUGCAAUAUUAUAUGAGUGUGUAAAAUGUGUUUACACAAUUCAUCCAAAAUCUGACCUUUUGGAAAAAGCUGCAAAGUGCAUCGGCAACUUUGUUCUGUCACAGAAGAUAAAUCUGAAAUAUCUUGGUUUGAAGGCUCUCACCUACGUGGUCCAACAGGAUCCUAAACUGGCCCUGCAGCAUCAGAUGACCAUCAUAGAGUGUCUCGAUCACCCUGACCUCAUCAUCAAGCGUGAGACGGUGGAGCUGCUCUUUCGGAUCACUAACGCCCAGAACGUCAUGGUCAUUGUGGACAAGAUGCUGGAGUUUCUGCGCGUCAGUCCAGAUGACUACACUACUAUUGACCUGACGGGGAAGGUGGCUGAACUGGCAGAAAAAUAUGCACCAGACAAUGAAUGGUUCAUCGAGACCAUGAACACAGUGUUCUCAGUGGGCGGGGACAUGAUGCAGCCUGACAUCCCAAACAGUUUCCUUAAGCUGCUGUCAGAGGGAUUUGACUGUGUGGAGGAGGACAGGAAGCUGAGGCUGUUUGCUGUGGAUUCCUAUGUCUCACUGCUGCGAGGAGAACCUGGCAAGCUGCCACAGCGCUUCCUCCAAGUCAUCAGCUGGGUCCUCGGUGAAUACUCUCACUUGAUGGAGGAACUUGAAGCAGCCACAGUCCUGCACCUUCUGGAGAGGCUGUUGGAUAUGAAGCAAACCAGCAGCGAGACCAAGACCUGGGUCCUCAUGGCAAUGACCAAGCUCUGCGAGGGCAGAGCAAGUGUUGCUGUCGCUCAGCAGGUUUCGGAAACAUACAUCAGCUCAAUGGACACAGUGCUGAGACAGAGGGCUCAGGAGCUGCAGCACCUCAGCCAAGACUCUGAUCUACGAGCCAGGGUUCUACCUCGAGACUCUGGCCUGGAGCCUCAAGAGGUGGAUUCCUCUCUGUCAUUUCUGGAUGGGUUCGUGUCAGAGGCGUUGGCUGCUGGCGCUGCUCCAUACAAGCCUCCCCAUCAACGGCAGGAGGAGCUAGCUCAGGCAAAAGCGUUGAGCCUGGAGCCGUACAGCCCGUCCCUGCCCAUCAGCAUGGCCUCCUGCAGCAUCGCUGACAGACAGUCUCCCACGCUGUUGUCCAUUAGCUCGGGUCUGUCGGGUGACAGUACCGAGCUCUCCCACAAAGGAGGCCCUACAACUCUGAAGUUGGACGGAGUGAAGCGUGUGUGGGGGAGGGAGGGGUACCUGAGGGAGUCUGUGGAGGAGGUGGCCCAGGUGGAGGUUCCCAGUCCCCUCCGGUCACCCGGCCAGCAGGCGGAUGCUGACAGCUCACACAGACAGACUCCGACACUCACGCCUGAUCCCGAACAAGAUAAACAGCAGCUGGCUUCGUCCCUGUUUUUCGGCCUCAGCUCCCAAAGCCCCAUGUGUCUGAUGGGAAAACCUGAGCCGACAACCAAUCGGUUCAGAAGAAAAACCAAAGUUCAGGGCUCCUCCUCGAGCGCCACUGAGCAAACACCCAGCUCCCUCGCCUCUUCUCCCAGCACCGUGGACAACCUGCUGUGUGACGACCUACUGGACUCUAACAUCCCCUCAGAGCCGAGUGUUUCCUCGUCCACAGUCACAUCAGAACUCUCACCGGGCUUCACUGCGACUGCUAAUGGCCCCUGUGAUGUUGAGGCCAAGUCAGCCGGCAGUGACAUAAAGGAAAGUAACCCCUCCCCCAUGGCGGAUGAUGGUUUAGUAGCUGCUGAUCCUGCUCCACAUGAAGACCCAGACAGACCUGAAGACCAGGGUCUCACUUCUCAUCUGCCUGUAGAGCUCCGUGAACUUGGCCACUCAGAAAUCACUCCUCUGUGCACAAACCAAAGUCUGGAGCUGUCAGCCUGUCAUGUGCAGAAGGAGGAUUCCUUAGUGUUUGUCAUUUUCAUUUCCAACUCCUCUGCCAUUCAACAGAUACUACUGGAUCUUCACUCAGAAAAACUAGAGGUAUCCUGUGUGUCUGACAGUCCAGAGGUGGAUGUGAGUAGCCACAGUGUAACAGUGUACCAGUAUUCCCUGACUGUGAAGAGGCCUUCGGUUCAUGUUGAAGUAGUCGGGAUGGUUUCUUACCAGCUGUGUGAUGGUACACCUCAGAGUCUGCAGUUCUCAUACAAACUCCCUCUGACCUCCUUCAUCAGACCCUUGACGGUGUCCACAGAGGAGUAUGGCACAAUGUGGCUCGACUUCUGUCACGACACAAAGCAGAAUCUGACACUGAUCAGUGACGGUGAAGAGCCUCUCACAGCCACUCUGAAUGUGCUGAAGAGGAAACUUCAGCUUGGUGUCGUGGAAAUCAUAGGGAUGGAAGGUAUUCUCGCUUGUCAGCUCCUCAAGGAUCAGCCGUGUCUGAUGCACUGCCGUGUGCACGCCGGUGUGCUGGCGGUGUGGUUGCGCUCUCCAGUGCCUGACCUGCCCGACUGCCUGAUCUACCACUGUCAGAGAGCUCUGCAGGUGGACUGAGCCUCAACUGCACCAAUCCCGUGAGCAACCAGAACCUCAACCCCUGAAAUUGGAGGAACACAGACGUACACAGUGCAGUGCAGAGAAUGAGACAUCUGAUGUUGUCGUCUUUUGAUCACAGUGUAAACCAUUUAUUUAUUUAUCUCCUCCACUAUGAGUUACUUUGGAAGAUUUGGUAUUGAUAGUCCUUGGAUUGUUGAAUUGUAUUACUAGAAGAGGAUCUCAACUGUUGGAGAGUCGUGACUGGGAAUAACUUCAGGGCUAAGAGAGUUUGUGUAAAUCUGUCUGUUUCAGAAUUAUACUUAAGUCUUAAUUUACUGUUCAGAUCUGGUGUUUACAUCCGCCCUGAGUGUCUGAUCACCAGGGGUCAGCUCUAAGUUCAGGACUGAACUCACCCAAUUGUGUCCUGAAUGUGUCCUGAGCUCUGAUCACUAAGACCACAUUAGGAGGCGGCCUGAGACUCAUGUGGCCACAUUCUGUUCACUGUGUGAACGCAUAUGUGUCCUGGGCCACAUCAAACGACUGCUUACUCAGCUGACGUCUCUGACACGCUGCAGUUUUGUAACGUCAUAUCUAUUUUUAGGCUUCUCAGUGACCAUAUGUUGAUUAGUUUGUGGCCACCGCCUCAAUAUCAACACUGAUCACUGCAUAUGAUUGAUACUUUUCUUAAACUGGUCAAAUCUCUCCUCAAGACAGCCACAGAAGAAUUAUUCAGCUCCUCCUCACUCUUUUCUCUCUCUCUCUCUCUCUCCCUCUCUCUCUCUCUACCUCUCUCCUGCUCGCUUAUGCCUACAGACACGUCUGUAAACUCAGACUGGGUAAAAACAACAUAAUUGGUCUCUGUGAACAGAAUUGACAGUUGUAACUAUUUGUGUAUUUAGCCGGGAAGUGAGAUCCAAUCACAAGUGGUCACCGUAGACAUAUUCCGGACACGUUUUAAUUCCAGGAACUUAACGCUGUCCACUUGUGAUCGGAUCUCUCAGGAUGGAUGUGAAUACCAGGUUUGAACUGGGUCAUAUAGGAUGAUGGCAGGGCUCCAAAUUGACUUGAAACCUUUAAUGGUCAAAACAUUGUGAAAUGAAUAUUAAGUUUGAAAUUUCUGUCACACAUUUUCUACUUUCUUGUCAACACAUAUUCAAGCAAUACAGAUUCAAACUAGGGCUACGUUGUACCGUUCGGUGUUCGGGCCCUAAUGAGAGAAUACAAAUUCUAAAGUUGGAUUUACUGAUGUUAUGGAUCAGGUGUUUUCGGAGAAACACAGUGGAAAUAUUUAAAUAUCUUGUCAGUACUAUGACAAAUAUUAUGCCAGCAAACUAAUAUUUACAGUUUGUUGUCAAGGAAAACAUGUUCCAGUACCUGAAGUUUCCUCAAAGCAAAUAAAUGUUUACAUUGUUCUUUGUCUUAAAGACAACGUUAUGUCUCCUCUAACCUCCAACUGCAGCUGUUACAUUUGAUUCUUACAUCUGUGAUGCAUAUUUUGUCUAAAAAGUAGCAGUGAGGAUCAUCAUAUUCUCCAUUUAUCAUUGGGUGAUGUUUUGUAGAUGCUCCCUUCUUAUAGGAUCGUAUUUCUGGUUUGUCAGUUUUGGUGAGAGGUGGAUUUUAAUGUUUUUUUUUUAUUAUUAUAUUUUUCUAUCAAAGCAGUAUUGAGAACAUAUUUAUUGGAUUUAUAUUCUUACAGAAAAUAUUUUAUAUUGAUUUCACACACAAAAAAAACUACUUGUGCUUCAUAUACUGUUUUGAUUGCGCUGUGCCGGAUUUGGUUUCCAGUUUGAAAACUUUUUUUAUUUAAUUUAAUCUGAAGGGAGAGUUGACCUUUUUCUUUUUUGUGUCCUGAUAUGAAACAAAACGAGACACGUAAAUCUCAACUUUAACCCAACGCCUUAUGCUCUAAUGCCACGAUGGUGUGUUUGAUUUGUGCCUGUGGUACAGAAAGAGGAAAUCCUUUUUUCUUAGUGCCUGUCACUAUGUUCUACUAACUUCUGAAUAAAUUCAACACAUGUAAACUU